Molecule: messenger RNA, 870 nt
Organism: Lotus japonicus
Lineage: Eukaryota; Viridiplantae; Streptophyta; Magnoliopsida; Fabales; Fabaceae
Exons: 1
Coding region: 1-870 (289 amino acids)
Molecular function (GO): protein binding
Source: RefSeq, a predicted model, not a curated record
AUGGCUAAAUCUAGAGGUGACAACUUUGCAGGUCGUUCUGCACCACACGUUUCACCUACUGCAUAUGCUCGUAGAGCACAUGUAGCUGCUGAUGUUGAGCACCCACCACAAAACAUUUAUUCAAGAUUGGAGAAGAGGGCAAGGAGCAAGAGACGUCGCACUUAUUAUAAAGGUCCUUGCUCCACUGCUGCCAUAACAACACUUUCAAGAGACUUGUUAAUAGAGGUGUUUGCAAUCGUGGCCUCACACUCUUUCAUUGACCUUCACGCCAUCAAAAUGUGUUGUAAAGAUUUUCUUGACGCUGUUGAAGAUGGAUACGUUUGGCGUAGAGUUUCUUUGGACACAUUCUCAUUAAUCCAGUGGCUUCCCAAUGACAAAGUAUCGUCGUUCUUAAACCGUUGCAAGGAAUAUGGAAAUAUGGAGAGCUUGUAUAGAGAAGGGUUGCAAAAAUAUUUUGAUUAUCCAAAUGGAAAGAUUGAUGGUCUUGAGAUCUUAAAGGUAGCCGCUCAAAAGGGUCACAAGGAAGCAAAAUAUGUGUAUGGUAUGAUUUCAUUAUGCUCUGAAGAUGAUGAUUCGAGAAAACAAGGGCUUGAACAUAUGCAUUUUUUGAGGAAGUCCAAGUGUGUCGUAGGCUCCAGAAACAAAGUGAAAAAGUUAUUAGACUCUAUGUGGAGAAAUAAUGGAAUGCUCAGGCGCAAUCAGAACCCUCUCUGUAAUUCUAAGAGCACAUGUAAAGGGUGGGAAGUGAAGACGGGUCGAUGGACAUUAACAGAUGAUGAUGACGAUGAUGCUGAUGCUAUUGACUUAUGUGAGUAUUGUAGAUGGGAUCAUGAGUUAGAAGUUUUUUACCGAUUAUUCAAUAUUCAUUAG